This is a messenger RNA of Acytostelium subglobosum LB1, 438 nucleotides long. RefSeq lists its product as hypothetical. Gene Ontology annotation, biological process: protein peptidyl-prolyl isomerization. The coding region runs from base 1 to 438 and encodes 145 amino acids. Gene Ontology annotation, molecular function: peptidyl-prolyl cis-trans isomerase activity. NCBI's taxonomy places the organism in Eukaryota, Evosea, Eumycetozoa, Acytosteliales, Acytosteliaceae. The record is from RefSeq and is a predicted model, not a curated record. The transcript has 3 exons.
AUGAACAUCAAGUUUGUUGCUAUACUCAUUGUAUCACUUCUAUGUCUGGCUCACUUUGCCGAGGCAGCCUCAAAGACCGGCAAGCUCCAGAUUGGCGUCAAGCAUCGUCCAGCAGAGUGCACUAGAAAGACAGCAAAGGGAGAUACUUUGAGGAUUCACUACACUGGUAGUUUGCUCGACAAUGGCGAGAAGUUUGAUUCGAGCCGUGAUCGUGGCACUCCAUUCGAGUUCACUCUUGGUUCAGGUCAAGUGAUCAAGGGAUGGGACCAAGGUCUCAUGGGCAUGUGCGUUGGUGAGAAGAGAAAGCUGACCAUUCCACCCAACCUUGGAUAUGGAGCUCAAGGCGCUGGUGGAAAGAUCCCAGGCAAUGCUUAUCUGGUGUUUGACACUGAGCUUGUUGAGAUUAUCCCUGGAAAGCCUGCUCCUGCUAAUGAGUAA